Messenger RNA from Chironomus riparius, 2512 nucleotides. NCBI's taxonomy places the organism in Eukaryota, Metazoa, Arthropoda, Insecta, Diptera, Chironomidae. The record is from the annotation of a GenBank genome assembly.
UUGUCUGUCAUGAGAUUUCAGAGUUUGCACUAAGUCUUAAAAGUUAAUUUAUUAUGUCAAUUAAUCAAAGUUUAUCGCAAAGUUAAGCUGCUUUAAAGGUCUUUUCGAUAUCAGGUGACCCAAAAUUAUUUUUAUUUGGAAACCCACCAAUAUAUUUUCAAAACCCCAUCUUCAGACAUCUUUUAUUAUAUUUAUCACUUCCUUAAUCAUUUUAUCCAAUCUUUUGCUUUACAUUUACGUGAGCUGAAGUAGCUCGGUGGCGGAAUGGUUUGGUACUUCGGUACCUAAUUAUUGCAAUACCGACCCAUGAACACUAAGGGUUCGAGACUGGGUAUGAAAAAUUUUUCACUUGUUCUUUUUCGAAUCAUAUGUACUGGAAAUGAGGCUUACAGCCUUCCUUUGCAAACUACAAACAGAAAUAUCAUCAAAGGAGUAGUUUGGAUUCCACUUUUAACUGUAGGUCUAGGUUUGGCGCAUCCUCACUUGUUAAACUCUCAAUAGCUGCGAAACGCCCUAGCGCACCUCUGGAUCACAAUUGAUCUGAAUAGGCUCUCCAUUUAAUAUUGGCUGCUUAUAGAAACAAGUGGAUAAUUAAAAUGAAACUCCAAUUAUUUUUAAUCUUUUGUUCACUAGCUAUAAAUGUGGUUUUUUGUGAUGAAGAAAUAAUUUUCACACCCGAUUCUUACGUUCCACCGCCUGAUCGCCAUCCAAGAAUUGUAGGUGGAGUUAAUACAACAAUCGAUGAAGUUCCUUAUAUUAUUUCAAUGCGAUAUUGCAAUCCAUUGACUGAUACUUGUGGUCAUCGUUGUGGUGGAUCAAUUAUUAACCAUAAUACAGUUUUAACAGCUGGACAUUGCGUUGAUAGGACAAUAAUUCCAGAACAGAUUUGGGUUCGUGCUGGAUCUGAUUUAAGAAACCAAGGUGGCCAAUUAAUUCCAGUCAGAAGAAUCAUUAUUCAUCCAGAAUAUGAACGAACACAGUUGUUCAAUGAUAUUGCAAUUUUAAAGCUUACAGCAAGCUUUAGGUUUAACUCAAGAGUCAUGCCAAUUGGACUUCCACCAAGAGGUAUGAGCAUCCGUAAAGGAACUCCACUUUUGGUAAGUGGAUGGGGUGCAUUAUUAUGGCAAGGAUCAUCACCAGAAAGACUCCAAAAGGUCUAUGUUCCAUAUGUACCGAAUGAAGAGUGCGCUAGAAUUUAUGGGAAUAUUAGAGUCACGUCAUUGUGUGCUGGAAGAGAAGGAGUAGAUGCCUGUCAAGGUGACUCCGGUGGCCCUUUGGUAUACAAAAACUUUGUCGUUGGCGUUGUUUCUGGUGGAAGUUUCUGUGCAUUUGAUGGUUUUCCAGGAACUUACGCAAGAACCUCUGAGUUUUUAGGUUUUAUCGGUCAAGCUAUGUCGAUGUAAAUGCUUAAAAUACCUUCAAAUAAAAAACUUUUAUUUUUGUUUUAAUCUUCAAAUAAAUUUUUAUCUUAGGUCUUAAGAGUAGAUUAUUAAACCACGGUUCAUCACGGUUUAUCACAAAAUUUUAGGCACUUAAGAUUACCUAAACAGUUCUUAACUAUAAAGCACAUUUGAUAUAAGUGUAACAACUCUUAGUAUUUUAAAUCAGCUGAUGAAAGAAGGAAGCAAUUUAGGAUGAAGUUGGAAUUUUUUGUAAUUUUUGGUUUUGUGCUUUUUGGCAUUGUUUUGUCCGAUGAUAUAAUUACAACUCCCGACUUUUUCAUUCCUUCAUCUGAUCGUAAUCCAAGAAUUGUCGGUGGCAAUAAUGCAACAAUUGAGGAAGUUCCAUAUCAAGUAUCAAUGCGUCGUUGUAAUCCAACAAGUGGAACUUGUGGUCAUCGUUGUGGUGGAUCGAUUAUAAAUCAUGAUACAAUUUUAACUGCCGCUCAUUGUGUUGUUGGAACAAUUCGUGCUGAACAACUUUCAAUUCGAGCUGGUUCUGAUUUGAGGUCGCAAGGUGGGCAACUUAUUCCAGUUAGAAAAAUUAUUAAUCAUCCAGAUUACAACUUCACCGGAUCUUAUUUUGACGUAUCAAUUCUAAAACUUACAUCAAGCCUUAAAUUCAACUCAAAAGUCAUGCCAAUUGGACUUCCACCAAGAGGUAUUAAUUUGCGUAAAGGAACUCCGUUGUUGGUUAGUGGAUGGGGGAAUUUACUUUGGCAAGGAUCAUCGCCUGAAAGACUUCAAAAGGUUUAUGUUCCAUACGUUCCAAAUGAAGAAUGUGAAAAGAUUUACAGCAGCAUUAGAAUUUCAUCAUUGUGUGCUGGUGAGAAAGGAGUUGAUGCAUGUCAAGGCGACUCCGGUGGUCCCUUAGUUUACAAAAACUUUGUUGUUGGAAUUGUCUCUGGUGGAAGUUAUUGUGCAUAUGAUGGAUAUCCUGGAACUUAUGCAAGAACAUCUGAAUUUUUAGGAUUCAUCAGUCAAGCUAUGAUGAUGUAAAUUUAAAAUAAUUUAAGUUUGAUUAAUAAAAGUAUUGCAUCAUAAAUUUAUCAAUCUGUUCGGUUUAUGAUUAA